Molecule: messenger RNA, 1248 nt
Organism: Auxenochlorella protothecoides
Lineage: Eukaryota; Viridiplantae; Chlorophyta; Trebouxiophyceae; Chlorellales; Chlorellaceae
Product: UPF0420 protein
Exons: 5
Coding region: 1-1248 (415 amino acids)
Source: RefSeq, a predicted model, not a curated record
AUGAUCUCCGGCCUGAGGGGCCCACGGCGCACCCUCAGCUUCAUUGAGGUGGGCCCCCAGCGCAUUCAGCGCCUGGGCGUGGGCGAGGAUGGGGAGGUGAGGGAGGUGGGCGAGCCGGGCCUGGGCACCGGCCAGAAGGAGGCAUGGUCAGGGGAGUCGGCGGGGCCCCUCGGCCCGGCCCGCUCCUUCCUCGCGGGUCUCUUCCUUCCCAAGGACUGGCCAGACAGCGUCACCCCCGACUACCUGGAGUACCAGCUGUGGACCCUGCCCACGCAUGUGACGGGCGUCAUGUCACAUGCCCUGGCCACCACCAGCAUGCUCCAGUGGAUCAGCAAGGACGGCAUCGGGGCGCUGGGCCGCUUCGCCGUCAGCGCCCGCUUCGCCUCCGUGUUCGACGAGGACCCGCGGCGGUGGCGCCUGGCGGCCGAGGCUGUGACCACGCUGGGCCUGGCCCUGGAGAUUGCGACCCAGGCCUACCCUGGCCACUUUGUGCUGCUGGCUGGCGGUGGCAACCUGGCGACGGCCGUGGGCCAUGGCCUGGGCCACCCCUGCUUCCGCGUGAUACAGGCGAGGGAGACCCACUUCGCGGCCAAGAACAACGUGGGCGACGUGUCCGCGCGGGAGGAGGUCUGGGGCGUGGGCGCCCAGCUGGUGGGCCUGGGCGCCAGCGUGGCCCUGCUGCGCGCCCUGGAAAGCGCGCACGCCACGCCCGGUGUCGUGCUGGCCUGGGUCGGCAUCCAGGCUGCGCACGUCACGCUGCGCGCCGCGGCCCUCUCCCGCCUGGCCUUCCCUUGGCCCAACAGGAAGCGCGCCGCAGCGCUGGUCGCCGCGCACAUUUGCGAGGGGCGUGUGCCCGCCAUCCGCGAGGUGAAUCGAGGGGAGAGCGCGCUGGCGCUGCCGCCGGGCGACGUCGCGCUGGGCUGCACGCUGGGCGAGGCGCUCGCGGCGGGGGCCGGGCGCGACCUGGCGGCCCUCUGCGCGACCUACUCGGCAGAGGCCUACCUGCUCACCCGUCACUCGGGGCGGUGCUGGGUGGUGCUCAGGCAGCGCGCAGGGGCGCACGACGCGCUGCGCGCGCUGUGGCAGGCGGCCUGGCUGGAGGCGCACCCGGGGGAGGGCGAGGCCGCCGGCCUGCGGGCCAUGCAGGCCGCCUUCCCUGACUUCCAGCGGCAGGCGGAGGCGCAGGGGUGGGUCCUGGGGGACUCCCUCCUGGGCCAGGGGCCCACGCGCCUGCACGACGCUGAGUGA